This is a messenger RNA of Girardinichthys multiradiatus, 2373 nucleotides long. RefSeq names its product receptor accessory protein 3b (gene reep3b). Gene Ontology annotation, cellular component: cytoplasmic microtubule; endoplasmic reticulum tubular network; endoplasmic reticulum membrane. Bases 308 to 1093 code for a protein of 261 amino acids. The transcript is spliced from 8 exons. Gene Ontology annotation, biological process: endoplasmic reticulum tubular network organization. The record is from RefSeq and is a predicted model, not a curated record. Gene Ontology annotation, molecular function: microtubule binding. Lineage: Eukaryota; Metazoa; Chordata; Actinopteri; Cyprinodontiformes; Goodeidae.
UAAAAUCUUUGAGAACCAUCUGUACGGCUGUGGUGUCAGGAGGAACUGGGCAGAGAGGUAGAGGCGAAGGAAGAGGAGUCUGAAACGACAACCGUGCUCGUCUUGGACAUUUUAAUCACCAGGUUAUGACUUAAAGGAGCGAACUGCGAGAUCUUCAUUAUCAACGUGUUGGCUGGCUGAUGUUCUCUGAUAUGGCUAAGUUCUACUGGUUCUGAUCGUCGAAUUUUUGGUUGAAGAAGUUCUGACAAAAGACGUUAACACCGGGACAGAAGAUCUCUGACAUCUUCACUCCACUGAGGCAGGGAUCAUGGUGUCCUGGAUAAUUUCCAGAAGCGUCGUAUUGCUGUUUGGGACGUUAUAUCCUGCAUAUUACUCCUAUAAAGCUGUCAAGACCAAAAAUGUCAAGGAAUAUGUGCGCUGGAUGAUGUACUGGAUUGUAUUUGCCUUGUAUUCUGUUGUGGAGACAAUCACUGACCUGACAGUAGCUUGGUUCCCUCUCUACUAUGAGCUGAAGAUAGCCUUUGUGAUCUGGCUGCUGUCACCCUACACCAGAGGAGCAAGCCUCAUUUACAGGAAGUGUCUACACCCACUGCUGUCCUCCAAAGAGAGAGAAAUAGAUGAAUACAUCGUGCAGGCCAAAGAGAGAAGCUAUGAGACUAUGGUGAACUUUGGAAAGCAGGGAUUAAGUAUUGCAGCUACCGCCGCUGUUUCUGCUGCUGUCAAGGGCCAGGGAGCCAUAACAGAAAAGCUGCGGAGCUUGAGCAUGCAUGACCUCUCGCAGAUAGGCCAGCAGGACGACAGAGGAGACCAGCUGUACCAGUACAGCUCCCAGUCAGCUAACCCGGCUGCCAGGAGAUCUCAGAACACCGAUUCUAAAGAUGAGUACUUUUAUGAUCGGGACGACGGGUCAGAUGAAGAGGCUGAGCCAAUGUUCUCUGAAGAUGAGGCUGUCAGUCAGAAAGGACUGAGACGCUCCCAGAGUGCUAAGAUCACAAGGUCCAGAGUCCGCAAAGACCAGCUUCGAUAUGGAUCCCUGAAGAUUAAAGGCAAGAAGAGACCUGCACUGAGCUCCGUUAACUAUGGAGCUUCAUGAGACCUCUGCAGAACAACCUGCUAAUUGGUGGAUGGUGUCAUUUUGUUUUCCAACUCUAACUUUUCCCUCUGCUGAACUCUAUGUGAUGAUCUCUCUCUGGUGACAUAUUUAUUACAUAAUUCAUCCAGAAGUAGUAGCUGGCAGAGAUGGAAUCCGAUGUCUUUUCCAGGGAACUAAUGUGUUAUUGGAAUAGUAAAGAUUUAGGGUCUUAUGUUCAAGACAAAUUUUUUAUCAUCAGCUCUGACAUUUUAUACAAAUAAUGUGGUACCACUUAGUAAUAGGCUAUUGCUUGGGGACUUAAGGUGCUAAUAGCUUUAAUUUUAGUCAACUUUAAUACUUCUACUUUCCAAAAUAUUUAAACCAUAAUCAGACAUUGGUUUAUGCAAAUUUGAAAAGUUCUUCUGGUUGUUGGAAGUCCUCACAGGAUGAGACCUUUCUGGACCAUUGUCAAAAAUAUUAAAAUUUCCUGUUUUUGUGUGUUGGAUCAUUUAAAGAUGCUGUUGGUUGCUUUUAGUGUUUGUGUUGAAGCAACCGUGCUGGUAUUAUUUUCAGCUUUAUUCCUCCGUUUAGAUCAGUCUGAUCACAGCGUAGGCUCGUGUCUCCGAACACAAACCAGGAACAUUUUUACCUUGAUGGACGUCAAGCCAGGCAUGUUGGAGUGUUUGGAUCACCAGCAGCUCAUCAGAGAGGGAUGCAGAGAAAACCAAUGUUGCUGAUAAACAGAUUUCCUAGCUGUCGUCAGAGUUUUCCAGAUUGUGCUUCCUCAUUCUAUCACAAAGUGGAAUUCUUUUAUUAUUCUGUCUUUCAUUUAUUGAUGUUUAGAACAUCAAGAUCAUGGUUGUAAAUUUCAAGCUGUCAUUUUUCUGAUUGUUCAUGGUUUGCUUUUUUACAACUUUUUAUGCUUUUUAUUGUAACAACCUAAUUUGCACAUACAUAUCCACCCAUUAUUAUAUGGUGUUGCUUUUCUGAUCUAGCCUUCUGUGGGAGGAUGCUGUGGAUGACGCAGACUAAACCAUAUUUGAUGUUAGAUGCUGUUCAUAUUAGCAGCAUUUUCAUUCCUCUGACAUCCUGAUAAACAACCUGAAAAUGUGCAACAAGCCACACUUCCUCAUGCAUUGACGUCCUUUUCAUCAUCAUAACUGAUUAAUGAAACCAAACCAUUAUGUGACCACCAGAGCUUGUGUGUACAGUUUGUUUUUUUUAUGUUUGGAUGAGUGUUUUCUGAAAGGUAAAUACAUUAAAAUAAAAGUUGCCCGUUAAUAUAAAAGGCAAAACAUGAA